AUGGGGAGGGAGGUGGCGGAGAGCUGCGUGGACGGGAUCGUCAUGGAGAUGGUGUCCGCGUACAGCGACAGGUUCUACGCCACCAAGCCAGAGCUCGCCGCCCGCCGAAUCGAGGCUAUUGGUUACCAGGUCGGGCUGCAGCUCUCUGAGAGGUGCGCUGCCAUUCUUCCGUGUUUUUAUCGCCGGAUUUGUUCGAAGUUUUAUUAUUCGUGAAGGAAUUUUAAGUGUUUCUCGGAGAUAGGUAAGAUUUCUUGCGCGGCUCCUUUGGAUUUGGCUGCUGUUGGAAUAGGAAUUUAUUGAUGUGUUUUGAAAGGGUUCGGUUAUUUUUAUGAGUUUUAGACCCAUUAUCAUUGAUAUUACGUGUAUAUUUUACCUUUUUUUUUCUCUGGAGAAAUGGUGCUCAUGGACAAGUUUUAUUUUCGCCUACUUGUGGGAAAUUAAACUUAUAAUCUGUAAACUUGUCUAGGUGUAAGAGGGUGGAAGAAAUUUUCAGAAAUGGAACGUCUGAGAUCCUUUCCGUAUGCUUUUAACAGCUCUUAUAGGUUUUGAAAAUUUAUUUCAAACUCUAAUGAGAGUUUCCGAAGAUCAAUUCUCUCCCAUAGUAAAAUACUCUAUUACCCCUGUCAGACAUCCAUCUAAUCUCUAUUGUCAAAAAUUAAAUCAGUCCUUAUCUUUCAUUAACCUUAUUCUGAGGGUUGGAUUGAUAACACCGUUUCUCUGAUUCUAAUCCAAUGCUAAUGUAGAGCAGCCAAAAUGUAGUACUUUUGGAAACACAGUAUUUGCAAGCCUUAUGACAUGAUUGGCUAAUCCAAAUUCAUUUUGGGACCAAUUCCUGUCAGACCCAGCCAAAAGCUGCAGAAAUUGGAUUAUGAUGCUGCUGAACCUAUACAAGCAUGGAGUGAAGUCCAGAAACUGUAAUGUUGAUGCAGCCUUGAUCGUUUACUUGGCAUCACCUUGCAUAGAGAGGAUGCCAUGGAGAUAGUAGGUCCUGAAACAUUGCAAUGCACAUGACUUCUUCACCGGUUCUAACUGAACUCUUAUCAUUAUAAUGAUCCUGUUGAUGAUAAAUAUGAUAAAAUAGAGACUGUGUAGAGGAUGGCAACUGGUGUCAGAAAUCAUGUGAACGAUUCCUAGGCUGUCAUUUCCUCUGGAUCACUUUGAUCUCUCUUAGCAGAGGCCAGGCUCGAUAGAGUUGUUUUGCAUUAGACCUGUGGACUUCAUGCUGCGUGUGCUUGUCUCCUUCACCCAUAUUGAUGUGUGGUCAUUCCAUGUGCUUGAGAGAAAAGCCCAAAUAUUGGCCUAGCCUAUAAUCCUGGCAGAUCGGGUGUUGAGAAAGGGAUGAAGAAAUGAGUUUAGAGGAUACUGGGAAGAACCCACGGUGGGUUUCAGGUUGAUGUGUCUUUGCUUGAGGAAGGAUAAUUUAAUUUAGAAUCAGUACGUUAGGUACUGCCAAAUGAAAUUUUGAAUUAGUAUGUUUGGUAUUGGACGUGAUCAGUUGUGGGUGCAAUGUGGAGCUCAUCUAGACAGGUGCAGCCAUAGAUUGAACCUGGAAUUCGGGAGAAUGCAUACAUUUUAGGGAAUGCUGUCUCACAUAGCUUGAGAGCUACAUGAAGAGCUUGAAGGUGAUAAUUUCAAUUAGAACACUUGAUGUCAUGUGUUUGGAACCUGGAACUGGGAAAUAUCCUUAUUCUUGCCGUGGUUGAAAUAGAUGACUUUUGUCUAUAUUACCUUAUCCUGUAGUGGGUGCUGGUCUUGGGAAUUGACAUCCAGAUGGGAGGCUAAAUGCAUCAUCGGCGUGGCCAUGGGCUGUAACAACAUAAUGACACUCUGGUUAUAAUUAGAAUCAUUAUUGUGUUGAUUGAUUCCGCGUGCACACAUGUAUGGAGACAGAUGAAGAAUUGAUAUAUUUCAUUUCCUCUUGUAGCUUUAAUUGCAUUACAUUGCUACAAAAAGACGAAUGUCCUUUUCUUUUCUUUUUGGAAUUAUUGAAAGGAGGGAAUCAAUUUUCAAGUUGUGAAGAAACUGAUUUUGAUGAGUUGUGAGGAUUCAGAUUUAUGAUUCAAACCUUGAUCUUCGUUGUCAUAUGGGACAUGAUUAGUUAUACUGCCUGCAAUAGAAAGAUGGGAGUGAACUACUCGGUUAUAAGAGUGGUAUGAAUCAUAAAUGAUUGUGAAGAUUUAACUCAAUCUUGCAUUAGCAACCACUCACUACAAUUCAUGAACAAAAUAUAUGCAAAUGGUCAAAGGCAGAAUUUUAGUUAUAGAUCUAAAGGGAAAUGCCUUGCAAACGACUUCUCAAAAGCUAUGGGUAUAUUUCGUCGACAAUGAUUAUUUUAUGGCAGAUUAUUUUAGUUAUGAAUCUCUUCUCAUGUCAUAUUUGUCAUUAUUAGUACCCUGGCGUUUUCGGUGCGUAUUAUAAUUAAAUAUGACCGGAUGGCAUCAGACCUCUGUUAGGUAACCUUCUGGAUCUAAAUGGCGAGAUUUGAGAAGUGUUGCUUCAACUAAUCAGAGAAUUGUAAGUUGGUGGAAUUUUUAUAUUUUUUAAUAUGGGUUAAUAUUAAGCUUAGAGGAACCUAAUGCAGAACUAAAUGAAUUCAUAGGCACGCUAUGCAUUCCAACUGGAGAAUUAAGAUCUCUCCUGAUGCUUUUUUAUUUCGGGGCUCCUAAAUUACACUGAUGACAUGAAUGAUGACCAAAUAAUGUCCGAAGCCCCUCUUGCACAUGAUGUCGCACCCUCCCUUUGCGCAUGAUGACAGACGAGUUGUCUCACCUCUUCAUCUGCUGGCAUUGUACAGAUGAACUGCUUCCUUCAUCGAAGAUUGUGAAGUAGAGCAUCACAUAUAUAAACUUUUUCUAUUUUCGAUCAGAUAGCAUUUAAUAGGCCCGGCUAAACUCUCCAAUGUUCCGGUAAGGUUCAGGUUUAUGUCAAGGCUAUGCAUCAGAUCUUUCCUUUCUUCGUUUUGGGGUUUUCAUUCCGUUUUCCAACUUUCCGUUGCUGGUGGGGCGGCUCAUUGGUACUCUUGAACUACGCUUCUCUCUGCCCAGUUGUGGAACAACUCGAGCCUUCCUCUGGCAAUAAACAACAAUGAAUUCGGAGAAAUCCCCAACAAUCAUUGUCGGCUUUUUGAUAUCUGAAAUUUCAUCCAUCUUGAUUUUAUUUUUUCGACAUAGAUUACCUUGCCGUAGAAAUAUUUAUGCACGAUGAACGAAUUCUUCAUAAUGUCCGUUAUUUAUUGAUUAUUUCCAGGUACACAAUGGAGCGGCCGAGGUUCACUGAUAAUCUAGAGGCCAUCAAGUUCAUAUGCAAAGAGUUUUGGUCAGAACUCUUCAAGAAACAGAUUGACAACCUCAAAACGAAUCACAAGGUGUGUUCGGUUGUUCGUCCGUUGACUGUUGUGUCAUCUAUAUGAAUCUCUGCUUCAUCUUGCAGGGUACCUUCGUGUUGCAAGAUAACCAAUUCCGUUGGCUCACUCGCAUAUCCAUCGAUCAGUCUCUUGAAAGCCCUGAUUCUGCCCAGGUGGGCCCUCCCUCACUGGCUGCCGACAGCCAGGCCGCCCAAUCCACAAGCAUGCAUCUAUAUUUCCCAUGUGGAAUCAUCAGGGGGGCCCUCACCAACUUAGGCAUUCCAUGUGCUGUCUCUGCCGAUAUAUCCAACCUUCCUGCUUGUAAGUUGGACUAAAUAUUUAUCCAGUUCGGGUUAUUUCCACUUUGCAUUUUUUUUUUAUGAGCUAAGCAUCGGCAAUGCCCCAGCUUAGAAGAGAAUCAGAAUCCCAGGAUUGAGUUCUGACCGUCGGAUGUCUGGGUGUUCUAUCCAUGACAGGUUCCUUUGUCAUUCGAAUAAAGGCAUGA
Messenger RNA from Spirodela intermedia, 3848 nucleotides. Lineage: Eukaryota; Viridiplantae; Streptophyta; Magnoliopsida; Alismatales; Araceae. The record is from the annotation of a GenBank genome assembly.